CUUAUAAUAUAUGUGAUAUUAACAAAUCAAAGAUAAGUAUCGUAUUUCAAUGUCAUUAUUAGUUGGAAUAUACUUUCAUAUUUAAAGGAUAAUAUUAAUUUCAUUCUUUUUUUAUAAAUCUAGAAAAAUCUUUAUAAAAUAUUCUUUCAAUGUUGUUGUCAUCAUUGUGUGUCUCAGGGUUGUCUAAUCAGUCUCGUUACUUUUAUCAGCUAUUUUAGGAUAAAAUGAAAAUAUCAGCCGUAGAUAUCAUCUUUUUAACAGCGAUAUUAUUCAUGCUGAUAGAUACAGGUAAUGAUUAAUUUUCAGUUUUGUUGACUUCACUUUUUGAUCUCAUGAAUAUAAGGCAUAACAAUUAUGCAAUUAUAAUAAUACUUUUUUGCCAUUUCCGUUCAGCGUUUUUGGCUGCUGGUUAUUGUUACCAAUGUAACUCUCAUAAUCCAGCAUGUGGAAUACAAGUGGCUGCAUCGUUAAAACUAGAUGCGACACCUUGCAAUGGACAAUGUUAUACAAGAAUAAAUCGAAACGAUAACGGAGUCAUCUAUCGUGGAUGUUCAUGGGAACACGGUUUUAUGACAUCACAGCCCACCGAGGUGUUAACGUUUGAAAGAAAUUCUGGUUGGGUAUUCUGCGAUAGUUCAUAUUGUAAUGGCCAAGCAGCAUCAUUAUUAGCUACUACGUGUAAUCAACCAAUUUGUCAAUUUUUAAAUUUUCCGGAAGACUGUAAAUUAACAAAUGCCGAUAUAACAUGCGGAGCUCAAUGUGGAAAUAAAUUAUGUUAA
This is a messenger RNA of Didymodactylos carnosus, 779 nucleotides long. The record is from the annotation of a GenBank genome assembly. NCBI's taxonomy places the organism in Eukaryota, Metazoa, Rotifera, Eurotatoria, Philodinida, Philodinidae.